This is a messenger RNA of Aureobasidium pullulans EXF-150, 1913 nucleotides long. RefSeq lists its product as uncharacterized. The record is from RefSeq and is a predicted model, not a curated record. NCBI's taxonomy places the organism in Eukaryota, Fungi, Ascomycota, Dothideomycetes, Dothideales, Saccotheciaceae. Bases 54 to 1805 code for a protein of 583 amino acids. The transcript has 4 exons.
CUUUACUGCGGCCCUUUGACCAGAAUUGACAAAGCAAUCAACCACGGCGCAUUAUGAGUGAUUCGGAUUCCUCCAGCUUGUCAUCGGCGCCGCCGACCGACGACGAAAAGCCCCUUGCUCCCAUCUUUGCAAAAAUGGCAAAAGGAAAGAAGGCUGCUCCAAGAAAGAAGAAGGCUCCUGUUACUCCUCCAACUCCGCCAUCACCGCCCCGACCAAAGAGAUCUCCUUCGCCGCCGCACCAAGACUCUCUAGCCGACAAUCCUGAUGUCGCCUUCCUGGUCAUGUUCCGAUCUCGCUUCAGCCAUGCCUUCCCACCAAAGCUGCCCCACCUCGGUCCUCAAGAUAUUGAGAAGGGAGUCGCCGAGUCUCCACCCUCGCCGCAAGUCGAAGAGCUGAUGUGCGCAAUGCUCGCCCUUGUUCUGAACCGAAAGAAGCCGGUCGAACGAGGUCACCAUGGUCGCGCAAUGGAAGAAGCCCUGUCUACGCAAAAGCACCAAUGGCCAUUGUCCUGGAACCGCGUUAACCCCCUCGCCGGCAGCAGAACCUUCCCCGACAUGACCCCCGCCGAACGUUUGAACCUCCUCCGCACUCUCGCAAUCUGGUCGCUCACGUCAUCUGAUGUUGUCUCACAAACUAUCAAAGACUCUUACAAGAUCAAUCGUCGCGAAGACGACAUCAACCAGCCGCUGUCGGUGCAACACUGGGGCUAUGAUGGCGACAAGAGAAAGUACUACUUGAUUGAGGGGCAGGAUGACACCAGCUUCCGCGUAUACCGCGAGGCCAACCGCUCGUCGCAGAACCCUCAGUGGUGGAGUGUCGCCGAAACCAUUGACGAGGUCAAUGCCCUGGCAGAGAAGCUCGAGACCAAGGAUACCACACAAGCCGCUCGCCGCCUGGCCGACAAAGUCAGAGCUGCUGUGCCACGAUUUGAGGCAUCGGAAGAGAAACGCAGACGACGCGAGUACAGACAAAUGCGCAAGGCGCAAUUCACAAAGCCCGAACCCGGUUUCUCCCUCUACGAAGGUCGCACCCGCGGCAAGCGCAUUCGAUACACAUACUCCGACAACGAAGACGAGUCCGAUGCCACGGGCUCACGCCGCUCCACAAGACAUUCUGGAAACAAUACACCUGCCGAAUCUGGUCCGGUUGUUACAGCCAGCGGCCGCCAAGUCCGCCCUGCCAGAACUGGUAUAUACGGCGAAUCGCUGCUCAGUGGCCAGGCUGAGACGCCAGACUACGCUGCCUCGGAGACUUCGCGCACUUCAGGAGGAAGAGCAACCAGAAACAGCACACGCAUUUCUCCACUCAACGAGGAUCGCAAGAGAAAGUCGCGAGGAUACAAUUCUUUUGACGAAGACAGCGACGAGGAAGAUGCGCCUUCUAGCGGAAAUGAAUGGGAUGGCGGUGAUGAUGAUGAGAAUGAAGAAGACGAUAUAGACAUGGCUGACGGAGAAGAUGAGGAUGAGAUGGAUCUCGACCAACAAGAAGAGCCAAAGAGCCUGAUCGUCAAGCUCAAGUUCAAGAAGAGACCGCAAGAACCUGUCAAGACGGAAAACGCGCCCAUCGAGGAAAAGCCACCGCCUGCAACCGACCCCGCUCGUGUCUCGAUGGCUAGACAAGAACUCGAAAACCUGUCCACUCAGGACGAGCCUGUAAAGACACAACCUGCAGAGCACCACCCUAAGCCCAUGAACGUUAUGGACUAUGAGAUGCCUACACCCGCUACCUACCACGCCCACCCACCUCCCGCUCCUUUGCCUGCAGUCAGCAUCCCUGACCAGCAACAAGUCAACGGUAUCUCUUAGGAAGACGACCUGUUUCGUUCUAUUUCAGUCACUCGGAGUUGAGUUGGAAGUUGAGGAGUUUAGCAUCGGCAUUAUAUCCCCUUUCUUUUUUUUUUCUUGGUCAAAGCA